AGUCCUCGUCCGACCGCCAACCUAUGCUCACGCGUGAGUGUGCCUCGCGGAAUCGUGUGUGGGUUAAUCCCUGUGUGAUUGAGAACUACCAGUGGAACAGUCACGAGAACUUCUGUGUGCAUCAUCCUCCUUAUGAGAGGAACCCAAGCUAUAUACAUGGCUCCAGUGUGAGAGCCUAGCUCUGGGAGGCAGUUGAAAGCCAUUUCAAUAUAUUUUGUGUUUGAGAAGAAAAAAUCGCCGAGAACACAAAUUGAUAAAGUAGAAAAAUUCACGAACGGAAAAUUGUGUUAAUUGCUAUUCGAAUUUAUAACUUGGACCACCCCGUGUGAAGUUUAUUUCCACGUGAAGUCCGUGCGAAGGUGUGUACUCAUUCUUCCAAUUUUUUUUUUGCGGGGCAAGUUCCUUGUGUUCUUCUUCCACUUUUCGGGGGGAGAGAACUAUACCAUGUCCGAAAAACAAGAGUAAUAGGGAAGUGAAGAACAUAAUACAAUUUUCUCUCGUCUGUGGAAAGUGAAGUUGCUUUUUGCGGGAAAAUUUAUGUCAAAGACUGCCCACUUAAUUUCCACCAUCUACCCCAUAUAUAGUGUUUGUGAGCUAUAUAGCAGCGGAGAGUUUGGUCUCUCCACAUUUUCCUCUUCACAUAUUAUUAACGACCGCUCUCGAUAUGGCAAAAUUGAUUGAAUUAUAAGCGAUGUGGUGAAACCGCUGCACCCAAUCGCGGGGGUUGUAAAUUGAAGUGAGUGAAAAUCUAUUUAAUGUGGCCAAACUGAUAAUAAUAAUUAGCCCGUGAGAGAGGUAUAUAUGCUGUAAAAUAUCGCAAACACUAUAGUGAAAUAAAAUAGUAACAAUAAUUUCAAUACUGUGCUUCGGCAAAAAUUCAAUUAAACGCAAAUUUAUCACGUAGUUUCGGGAAUUAUUGCAAUAAAAAGGCAUUUUAUAUGAGUUGGUGGUACCACAAUCGUCAAAAACGGACCCACAGUGGGUGACUGGAGUGUGGGAGAGUGAUUUUUUUUGGCGUGUGGUACAUGUGCUGCCAUAUCGUAUAAUAAAAUAAUAUAAAAAUAUAAUUCAUCAUACAUAAAAAAAACUACCGAAGCAAAUUCAACUGAUAAAUCAAAAUCACAAUCUAUCACGACACAUUGUAAUUAAAAAUGAAAAUCAGCUUUUCACGGAUUGCGCGCUUUGUCCUCUGCCAAAUUGCCGUGCUGGGUGUCUACGUGGAGGAGGCCCAUGGGAAGCAUCCCCUGGAGAAGGAGCGACACGGGCCAGAGGCCGAAUCACACACCAAAGUUCGAACGUUGGAUAUCGAAGCCGUGGAAGGCCGAACUGUAUCCCUGCCCUGCCCGCUAUCGGCCCCAUUAGACGACGUUAAUAUGGUGUUAUGGUUCCGAGACAAUGCCGGCAUCCCAUUAUACAGUUUCGAUUAUCGCAGUAAAUCACUGUCACACGUGAGACACUGGUCAGCACCUGAAGUCUUUGGGUCUCGUGCAAUGUUUAAUGUGAAAUCAUCGCCAGCAUCGUUGGACAUUAAGGAUAUCAAACGACACGAUCAGGGUGUGUAUAGAUGCCGUAUUGAUUUUCGAACGAGCCAAACUCAGAGCUUUCGACAUAAUUUAUCAGUCAUAAUCCUGCCGGAGCAUCCUAUUGUCCUGGAUCGCUGGGGACGUCAAUUGAAUGGUACCAUCCUGGGGCCAAAACAGGAGGGGGAUGAUAUUAUGAUAUCGUGCCGUGUAGUCGGGGGUCGACCACAACCUGAAGUUCGAUGGCUCGUAAAUGGACUUUUGGUUGAUGAUCAAUAUGAACAAAAUUCAGGAGAUGUCAUUGAAAAUCGACUGAUGUGGCCGGCUAUUCAAAGGACGGACCUCAAUUCAGUUUUUACGUGUCAAGCUACCAAUACGCUAUUGGCAGAACCCAAAGAGAGUAGCUAUGUACUUGACAUUUAUCUUAAACCAUUGGAGGUGAAGAUAAAAGAGCCACCGGGUCCUCUGGUAGCUGAUCGGAGAUACGAAAUAACUUGCCAAAGCUCAGGUUCGCGCCCCAAUGCAAUUAUCACGUGGUACAAGGGAAAGCGGCAAUUGCGAAGGACACGGGAUGACGUUUUGAAUAAUACCACCCUUUCGGAAUUAAGUUUCGUGCCAUCAACGGAGGACGAUGGAAAAUCCAUAACGUGCCGAGCGGAAAAUCCCAAUGUAAACGGAUUGUUUCUCGAAACCUCACUCAAAUUGAAUGUUGUUUAUCCGCCGAUGGUGAAUCUUCGAUUGGGUUCAACACUGUCAGCAGAUGACAUCAAGGAGGGUGACGACGUUUACUUCGAGUGUCACGUUCAGGCCAAUCCACCGUGGAGGAAAUUACUGUGGUUACACGAUGGUGUUUAUUUGGCUCAUAACACAACUGCCCGCGUGAUACGGUCAAAUCAGAGUCUCGUCCUACAGAAAGUGACGAGAUUCUCGGCCGGAAACUACGCCUGCAGUGCAAUCAACCAAGAGGGUGAGACAGUGAGCAACCAACUACCCCUCAGGGUGAAAUAUACACCAAUUUGUGCGACAGAGAAAAUUGUCGUUGUUGGUGCCGGUAAAGAUGAGAAUGUGGAGAUUGUUUGUGAUAUUCAUGCCGAUCCACCAGCCAGGACAUUUCGGUGGAAAUUCAAUAACUCAGGUGAAACCCUAGAUGUAGGAUCUGGACGGUAUACCAGUCAAAAUGGAACGCGAAGUAUACUUCACUAUACCCCUGUUACGGAUCAGGAUUUUGGAACGUUGUCCUGCUGGGGAAUCAGCGAAAUCGGUUCACAGGCUCAUCCAUGCAUGUUCCAAGUUGUUUUAGCAGGAUUCCCAUCUGCAGUGAGCAACUGUACGCUGUACAAUCAGACGCAAGUGUCUACGGAGAUACAGUGCAUUGCCGGAUAUGACGGCGGUUUGCCGCAAGUGUUUGUACUCGAGUUGUAUUCACAGAGAACGGGUCGCACGAGAUUAAACUUCACAAACUCAGAGGAGCCCUACUUCAUUCUGGAUUCACUGGAAACACUGUCGUCGCUGAUGACGGCGGAGAACGAGACACUGGCAGCCAGGGUAUUUGCCGUCAAUCAGAAAGGUCGAAGUCAAGGUGCUGCCGUGCCCAAACUACAAAUCGGCAAUCGUGUGAAACAGACAGAACACCAAAAUCCCCUUCAGAUGUCACCAGUUUUAAUUGGUGCCGUGAUAACUGUGAUCGUCAUCUGUGUGGCAAUUAUCCUGCGGAUAUGCUAUGUGGUUUGUGUGCGGAGCCGACGUACCCCCAAGACAUCUCAGCCCCCAUCGUCGGGGGCCAACUUUGUAUUUAGUGGAGGUGGCGGAGGCGCAAAAUUGGAGAAAGGCGGUGGUAGCCAAAAACCACGAUGGCAGCAUACAGAUGUUAAAUCAAAAGCAUCCUCUACGAUGGAUACGUCUGCCGGCACCAUCAUGAGUGAGGAUGAAAAGGACCCAGAUGUGAUACCACAGUACGUGGCAGAUCACCCACACAACCAGUACCAUCAUCACCAGCAGACGUUUGAGCAACCGACGCAGGGAUGGACCCAGCAGAGUGUGAAUGUCCUGAAAAGUGAAACCCUGAUGAAUGGCGACUGUCGCGCGGCGCAGGUGCCAUCGGGAGCAACAGGAGAUUUAGACAUCAACAUUACCGCCAUCCGGGAUCGUCUUAUGACGACGCGAGUUCCGGAGAGUUGUGUCUGAGGCAUCAUUUCCGCUGCACUGUACAUAUCGCACGCCGCUGGUCGUAAUUUUAGGAAAACGAAACUGACAGACUCCAUUUGUACGUGUAUAUUAUGGGCAGGAAUUAAUGAAAUUAUCUGUCGAGUUUAGUGUGUAAAUAAAUAAAAGGAAAAUCCAGGA
Molecule: messenger RNA, 3863 nt
Organism: Lutzomyia longipalpis
Lineage: Eukaryota; Metazoa; Arthropoda; Insecta; Diptera; Psychodidae
Gene: side-II
Product: hemicentin-2
Exons: 22
Coding region: 1152-3704 (850 amino acids)
Source: RefSeq, a predicted model, not a curated record